Molecule: messenger RNA, 545 nt
Organism: Arvicola amphibius (Eurasian water vole)
Lineage: Eukaryota; Metazoa; Chordata; Mammalia; Rodentia; Cricetidae
Gene: Cfap276
Product: chromosome 14 C1orf194 homolog
Exons: 5
Coding region: 36-545 (169 amino acids)
Source: RefSeq, a predicted model, not a curated record
CCUGGAACUAAUUCUGAGUCUUUGAGCCUUUAAGUAUGCCUCACUCUCAGGAAUCUUUCUCGAACCUUGCGUUAAGUGACGAAGAAACACACUUGGGAAAUAUGCGGGCAUCUAAGAAACUGCCAUUUAAGAGCCCAACUCACCUUGCUCAGCAGCAGGAACCCUGGAAUCGGCUCAGCUCAACUCCCACGGUUACCUCCAUGAGGCGCGAUGCCUACUUUUUUGAUCCGAAGAUACCAAAGGAUGAUCUGGAUUUCCGCUUAGCAGCCUUGUAUGACCACCACACUGGGGCAUUCAAGAACAAAACUGAGAUACUGUUACACCAGGAGACCGUCCAGGAUAUCAGUGGACGCAAGAUCCAGUUUCCUGGAGAAGGUUUCCACUCUCCUCCAGCUCCCAUCACUUCCCGAGCUAACAUCAGACACUGGAUCAACCCUAAGAAAGAAUCCAUCCACAGCAUCCAGGGAUCCAUAGUUUCUCCUCACACUGCAGCCACCAACGGAGGUUACUCCCGGAAAAACGAUGGUGGCUUCUUCUCCACCUAG